Messenger RNA from Clupea harengus (Atlantic herring), 5674 nucleotides. RefSeq lists its product as uncharacterized. Gene Ontology annotation, molecular function: calcium ion binding. The record is from RefSeq and is a predicted model, not a curated record. The annotation marks the transcript as partial. The transcript has 8 exons. Gene Ontology annotation, cellular component: desmosome; plasma membrane. Gene Ontology annotation, biological process: homophilic cell-cell adhesion. Lineage: Eukaryota; Metazoa; Chordata; Actinopteri; Clupeiformes; Clupeidae.
GGAGGAGGAACAGGAGGGCCUGGUGGAGGAGGAGGGACAGGAGGGCCUGGACAACCAGGGACUGGAGGGACUUGGAGCAUUAUUUCAAAGUAUAAAAGCUACCCAGUGAAGAUCAGUGUGAACAACAAACCAGAUGGGCCAGUCUACCGCCCAAACACCAAGCCCAUCUCCCUCCCAGAGGGCAAAGGACAACUCUCCAUCCCCAAGGUCAUUUGUACCUUUCCUGCCACGGAUGGAGAUACAGGAGAACAGGCCCAGGAUGUCAGGUAUGCAAAAGGUUAUGACCCCGGAAACUGGUUCACCAUUGAUGAGGAGACAGCUGAAAUCACACUCAAUAAGAUGCCAGACCGGGAGUCUCCCUAUGUGGUGAAUGAGACCUACCUGGCCAAGAUUCUCUGUAUGACAAAUGGAAUGCCCACCCAGACAGCCACGGGGACCAUUGCAGUGCAUGUGGAGGACACUAAUGACAACUGCCCCACGCUCACCAGCCACGUGCAGUACCUGUGCAGUGACACUAAGGUGGUGAAUGUGACAGCAGAGGAUUUGGAUGGAGACCCUAACGGUCCGCCGCUUGAGUUCACGCUGCUGGAUGAGGGUGUGGGGGUGAAGUGGAGGCUUCAGCAGACCGGAGAUGCUUCAGCAGCACUGUGGGCUGAAGAUGGUCUUUGGCCUGGCCUCUAUGAGGUCACGUUUGAGAUACGAGACCAGCAGGGGUUGGCCUGUCCUGAAAGACAGGUCCUCAAAUUGGAGGUGUGCACCUGCCAAGGGGGCUUGACUUCCUGUGCUUUAAAACAGGAACAACUGCAGUCAGGGGUUACAACCAGAAAUAAGUCAUUCCAACUGGGAAGAGCUACAGUGGGAGGGAUGCUAUUAGGCCUCCUCGCACUCCUGUUGGUCCCACUUAUGGCUUUGUUCUGCUCCUGUGGAGGAACCAGUGGGCUUGCAGGAGGCUUCACUGACCUGCCCUUUGACACCAAGGCUCAUCUCAUCUCCUAUCACACCGAGGGAAAGGGAGAGGACCGGGAAGUUCCUCUGAUGAGUGUUCCGGUACUAAUCUCCAAAGAAAUUUCAGUUACUGCUUCCGCAAAAAUGGCUACCGCCAUCAUGGUGAGCAGGCAGAUGCAGGAGAAUGCAUUCAGAGGCUUUAAUGACUAUGAUGAGCCAGAGAUGGGGGACAUGGACUUCAGUGCCCAUUUGGAUUAUACUUCAGAUCUGCAGGAGAUGAGAGAGGAGGAUCAGCUCUCAUUCAUGGCACUACCAGACACAUUUCUGGACCAUUACUUCUCACAGAAAGCAGAGCACACAGCAGUGACUUCUUGUCCGAAGGACAAUCUGUUGGUGUAUGAAUACGAGGGACGGGGAUCCCCCGCUAACUCUGUGGGCUGCUGCAGCCUCCUCGAGUCUGAGGAUGACCUCCAGUUUCUAGACGACUUGGGGUCAAAGUUCACCACCCUCGCCCAGAUCUGUGGAUACUCCAAAGUCACAUGCCCAAGAAUGGACCAUCAGAUCACACCUUCCAUGUCAGAAAUGGACACCAGUGUCAUCAUGACAACCGAUGUUAAAAAACAGACAAGGGAGUCCAGGUCCUCAAGCAUCAGCAACCACGAGGCACCACCUGUGCGCAUGGAGAGGAGCGUCAGCUUUGUGGAGGAACACAGCCCACCCCCACUUCCCAGGAUGCAACUGUGCGAGACCAUGACCAUGCCCACCCAGACUGUGUUGGUGCAGCAGCAGCCCCUGUACUACAUGGUGGAGCCGCAGGUUCAGAGCAGAGUGCUGCUGGCUGAGAGGCCCCCAGUGGGUCUUGGUCAGGGAGUGAUCCUGGUGAACGGGAGCCAGGCAGCCACAGAGAGGGUGCUGCUGCAGGGGGGAGGGCUAGUGCAGGGAGGAGGUCUGCUGCAGGGAGGAGGUCUGCUGCGGGGAGGAGGUCUAGUGCAGGGAGGAGGUCUAGUGCAGGGAGGAGGUCUGCUGCAGGGAGGAGGUCUAGUGCAGGGAGGUCGAGUGCAGGGAGGAGGUGUGCUGCAGUGGGGAAGUCUAGUGCUGCAGCAGGGCAGGCACGUUCAAGGGGCUCAGGGGAUGCUAAUACAAAAUGGUCCCAUGUUACAGGGAGUCAGCACCCCGACUAGCCCAACGUUACAGUUUCAGGGUGGUCAUACCCUGGUUCAACACACUGAUGGGUUACAACGUGUGGUGCUUGUGCAAAGGCAGCCUGGAGAUAUAGCACAGAUGCCAGGCCAGACAUUCACCCCUGCACCCCAGCAGAUGCAUAUCCCCAGACAAGAGAGGGUUGUCCUAGUGGACAAGCAGGUAGGGAUGAAGCAAGAUGCCCCAGGAAGUGUCAGAACACUGUGGCCAACAAGUCAUUCAAGUCAUUCAAGUGAAAGUCUAACAAUGCCAGCCUAUGAAAGUGGUCAGAUGAGCAAUGAGAGAGUUAACAUGGCACAAAGCAACAUAACCCAUGUUCCAGUACCACAACCCCAGCAACCCCUUUUCAGCACAGGGUUCCUUGAGGGGUUGGGGGGUCUGGGCCCAGGUCCGGCCCCAGCAGGACACCCGAUGAGCAUACGUGUAGAGGAGGUAAUUUCUGUUGCUACCAUUCCAAAAGUUCCUCAUAUAGCACCAAUAACUUCACAGAUUGAGACUGGGCUGCAGAAGAAAAUGUUUUUUGAGGAAACUGUUGUGGAUUUGACCACAGACACAUCCCAACAAGAGGAGGUCUCAGUGGAGAUCCAGGGGAGCGUUUUGGCUGAGGAACAUGUGGCAGAGGAGGUUGAGUCUUACAAACCUGAACCUCACCUGAAGAUAGACAGCGUGGAAAAAGCCACAGUUGUGCCAGAAGAUCUGUCUGAUGACCUUGGUGAGCCUGAUGUGGACGCCACUGUAGACCAUGGGGAAAUCCUGCCUGUGUCCUCACAGGACGUGACCGUAUCAUCACAAAUGUCAGUGACUGAGGACCCUACCCAACACAAUGUCCCUGAGGUGGCAGAGGGGAAUUUAACAGGAGCAAUACUUGGAAACACAGAUUCUGGGUGGACAGUGGAUCACUAUUCAUCUGACACAACUCUUCUCUCUGUACCUGAGGUAUCCCCAGGUGACUCUGACAUCAUUGAUCUGGUAGCAGACCAGAUCAGUGCUGGUCACUCAUUGCAGUGCGAUUCAGGAAUGGUGGAUGAUACAACCUCUCUGUCAGUGGGUGAAUUGGUGUCUUCAACAAACGACACACAUGCUGAGGAGAUUGAAAAUAAGGUAUCCAGUAUAUCACUGGAAAACACUCCUGAAGCAGAAGAGUUAGGCCCUGGGGAGGGAGAAGCAAGCUAUGUCGAUGGACCCACAGAAUUAACUCCUACGGUAGACAUUCCAGUUUCACUUCAAGAGAUAACAGAUGUUUCAGAGACUGAACUUCAAUCUCGUACCCUGGAGCUGGAUAUAGACAAGAGCCCCGGCCCAGAGGUAUCUCUGGAAACCUUCCAGGGUACUGACCCAGCAGAGAUAGAAGCUUUGGAGGUCACUCUCCUACAAAUGCAGCAGGUUGCAAUCGGUCAAGAGUUGGUAAGGACAGCCUCGCCGUCAGCUGCACCCCAUGACCAAAUCACCACACUUGACCAGGAGAACUUGGAGGAGGGCAAAGAUGUUGGCAUAGAGGGUGAGAGUGUGAUUUUGAGUCAGGUAGUGACUUCUAUGUCUGAGAUGAAUGAGGUAACUGCAAAUGAAUCUCUGGAGCCCAAUGCUGUGGAGAGGCAUACAGUAGAUCCAGCCUCUGUGGAGGAAGAGAGUAAAGUGGAAGUGGUAAGAGAAUACGCUGGACAAAUGCCAGAGGGUGAAACAUCUGGACAAGAUGUGAAGGAACAUCUAGAUCUGCAGAGUGAGGAUGACUCUAGCAUGGACCUCCCAGAAGCAGACAAGCCAAUGCAAGCAGAGAUGGAACCCCUAAGGGAAGCUGAGCAGGUCUUACAGGGUGGAUCUUUGGAGGUCUCUGAAAAUCAAUCAGAAAGGAAUGAAGAGGCACAGGAGCCCAUAAACGAAGGGGACAUGUCUGAUGCAGGGAGCAUGGAGGUACAGUGCUCCACAGCCCAUUCAGACCAAACAGGGGGAGGUCUAGUACAGAGGGGGGAGGUAUAGUGCAGGGAGGAGGUCUGGUGCAGGGAAGAGGUCUAAUGGGGUGCAGGGGGACAAACGUCCAGGGCUUGAGUCCUGAGCAGACUAACCUGGAACGAGCAGAGAGUCUGGUAAUAUCCCAGGGCGGACAUGUUCAAGGGGCACAGGGGUUGGUGCUGCAGCAGGGCGGGCACAUUCAAGGGGCUCAGGGGAUGCUAAUACAAAAUGGUUUACAUGUGGUCCAUCAAGGAGACGGGCUGGUACAGGGAGCACAGAUGUUAAUGGUGCAGGGGGAUCAGCAGCACAGUCCUGGAUCUACGAACAUGUUUCUGAUGAACGGAGGACCCUUAGGCCCGGAUUCCCUCUCACCAGCCAGCCUCUGCCUGCAGCCAACUCGUGUGGCUCUCCAGUGCUGCUUGUGGACAGAGGCAUGAGGCAGGGAGAGGAAAUCCGGCUAGACACCAUGCAGCGAGGUUCUACUAAGGCUCAGAAGAGGCAGGUGGCCAAUGGGCAGGUUGUGCAUGGGCCUGACCGGCACCCCUUACCCCGUAUCCAAGACCUCCUUGACAACUUAGGUGGGCAGUCUUGGUUCUCCCUUCUGGAUCAGGGAAGUGCGUAUCAUCAGGGAUUUGUGGAUAAGGGGUCACAACACUGCACUGCUUUCAGCACGCCAUGGGGGCUUUAUGAAUGGAUCAGGCUUCCAUUUGGGUUAACUAAUUGCCCAGCUGUGUUCCAGAGGUGCAUGGAGUCCGUUCUUGAGGGUCUAUGAGAUGAUACUUGCUCUCCGUACCUUGAUGAUGUCCUUUGCUAUUCUAAAACCUUCUUAGCACGUGUGGAAGAUGUUCGGAGAGUGCUGUGUCAGCUGAGAGCCAGUGGAAUCAAGCUGCGAGCCAUUAAGUGUGACCUCUUCAAACGGCAAGUUCGUUAUGUGGGCCGACUGGUGUCUGGGGAAGGCGUCCAAAUAGACCCCAAGGAUUUGGAGGCAGUGACUCAGUUCAAGGAGAGGAAGCCGACAACAGUAGGGGAAGUAAGAGCACUCCUGGGCUUUCUGAGCUAUUACCGUUCUUUUCCCGUGUGGCCAGACCUUAAUCUGAUGCAAGAAAGAUUCUAUUGGCCAUAUAUGCAGCGGGAGGUGGAGGAUUAUGUCCUGAGAAGUUGUGCAUGCAUUCAGCAAAAACAUCCCUCUAUGCGAGACAAAGCACCAAUGGGCUCCAUCUCCACAAGUUCACCUUUUGAGUUAGUUGCCGUCGAUUACCUCCAUCUGGAACCAAGUAGUGGUGGUUAUGAGUAUAUCUUGGUCAUAAUUGACCAUUUUACACGCUUUGCCCAAGCUUAUCCCACUAAAAACAAAUCUGGCAAAAUAGCUGCAGAGAAACUAUUUAAUGACUUUAUCCCCCGUUUUGGUUUCCCGGAAAGACUCCACCAUGACCAAGGUCGUGAGUUUGAAAAUUGGUUAUUUCAGAGGUUAGAGCAAUUGGCUGGCAUCUCGCACUUUAGAACAACCCCGUACCACCCCCAGGGGAAUCCAGUAGAAAGGCUAAACCGCAUCUUGCUCCAGAUACUCCGGACCCUAAAAGAG